UUCCCGGGCCAAGGCCAGAAGUGCACCCUGGCCAAGCUGCCAACGCGGGGUGCUUCUGGUAGCAGUUGUCUCAGUACGUUCCUCCCGGGACCAGGAAGAUCUUGGGUACUUCCCCCGCACUUGAAAAAGGAUACAACAGAAGAGGUUCGGAAGCCUGUUUUCCAGACUCUGAUACUGUCUGCCAGAGAAAAUCAGCUCUCCCUGGAAGGACGAGCAUUACUUCAGGAGAGGGUUAUGGUGAAGAUGAAUUCAGAAAAUGCACGUCCGGCACCAAGCAGAGUGUCUGGUGUCAAGUAGGAGCUCAGUGGGCUCUUGCUCUCCAGUCAGACUCAGCUCCCCAAGGACAGACACUGUACUGUCCCUUUUCCCAGCCUCGCCCACAGCAUGAUCAAGCACCAGGCUGGCCACGAGCAGGCACUCAGGAAACACAUGUUGGUGCCCAGUUGCUCAGACUGGUGACCAUUCACUGGACCCUUCCUGAGCUGAGUCAGAUGAUGCUAGCGGCUGUCCGCAGUUUUAUGUGUGAGCAGGAUGGAGGCUGACCUGUCUGGCUUUAAUAUCGAUGCCCCCCGUUGGGACCAGUGCACUUUCCUAGGGCGGGUGAAGCAUUUCUUCAAUGUCACGGACCCCCGCACCGUCCUGGUACCAGAGUGGGAGCUGGACUGGGCCAAAGUGAUGGUGGAGAAGAGCAGGAUGGGGACCGUGCCCCCAGGCACGCGAGUGGAGCAGCUGCUCUAUGCCAAGAAGCUGUACGACUCGGCCUUCCACCCUGACACCGGGGACAAGAUGAACGUCAUUGGGCGGAUGUCCUUCCAGGUCCCCGGGGGCAUGAUCAUCACGGGCUUCAUGCUCCAGUUCUACAGGACGAUACCGGCAGUGAUCUUCUGGCAGUGGGUGAACCAGUCCUUCAAUGCCUUAGUCAACUACACCAACAGGAAUGCAGCUUCCCCCACGUCGGUCAGGCAGAUGGCCGUUUCCUACAUCACUGCCACAACCGCUGCGGUGGCCACUGCUGUGGGCAUGAACACGUUGACAAAGAGGGCCCCGCCCCUGGUGGGCCGCUGGGUGCCCUUUGCCGCUGUGGCUGCGGCUAACUGUGUCAACAUCCCAAUGAUGCGACAGCAGGAACUCAUCCAGGGCAUCUGCGUGAAGGACAGGAACCACAAUGAGAUUGGUCAUUCCCGGAGAGCUGCGGCCAUAGGCAUCACUCAAGUGGUUAUUUCUCGGAUCACCAUGGCAGCCCCUGGCAUGAUCCUGCUGCCGGUCGUCAUGGAAAGGCUGGAGAAACUGCGCUGCAUGAAGAGAAUCCGGGUGCUGCAUGCCCCAUUGCAGGUUCUGCUGUCCGGGUGCUUCCUCAUCUUCAUGGUGCCAGUGGCAUGUGCGCUGUUCCCGCAGAAAUGUGAAUUGCCAGUUUCCUAUCUGGAACCAGAGCUCCAAGACACUAUCAAGGCCAAGUAUGGAGAACCUGUGCCUUAUGUCUACUUCAAUAAGGGUCUCUAAAUGCCCCACCCCAGCAAGGACCAGUCCAUACGUAUAUUUACCAGCUCCUCCUUAGCCACUGUGGAUUCCCGUGCCUCAUUCCUCUUUGCCAGCAGGGCCUGUAGGCCAGGGUGGAUUUUGGGGGACGAGGGUGGGGGUGAGAGGAUGCCUCAUGCUUCUACCCAGGCGCCUGGGUUUAUUGGACUCCAGGGGAUAAACGUGAACAAGGGGAGAGAGGCCAAGUCUUCUAUCUGCUCUCCCCUGACCCCUGUCCCCUGGAGACCAGGAGCUGAGACCCCCUCAGGGAGAAGGUGCUGAGACCUGGGGGUGACACUCAAGCAAACCGUUUGGAAAAGUUAGGAAACCUUUAGGAUUCUGGUUCCAGCCAGGAUUGAGGAAGGGCCCCUCUUCUCUUCCUCCUCAUCGGCUCUUAGGCAAGGGAACCUUUCACCUGUGUAGUUCUGGCUCCUUCAGGAAGUGGGAGGGAAGAGGCCAGGUCACCUUGGGGCUCCCCUUUGCUCUUCCCCACUCUCCUCCCCAGGGCCCCCUGGUCAGAAAGCUUCUCUGGGAGUCCUGCUAAAUUUGAGUUUAUCAGACUAAAACCCAGGAGUUUUAGUGCAAAAGAAAAAAAGGACAUUGUGUGAGGCAGCAGAGCUUUGUGGUGCUUCAAGCCCUACCUGUUGACACUGGCUUUGUUCUGCCCCUAAAAUCAUACCUGAUUCUAUUUCUCUGUGCCUAAAAGAGAAAAUCCACUGACUGUGAGUAAAAAGGAUGUAGGUAGGCAUUAACUGCACAUGUUAGUGGGUAUAAUUUCCUGGCUGCCUCCCUUCCUCAGCCCAUUGGGUUAAACACCAAAGAAAGACUGGUGUGUACUGAACAGGAAAGGGAAGUUUUAUUUGGAUGCCUCGGAGAGGAAAUCAACCAGGACCAAAGAGCCUUAAAGGACACACAGCAAAGCGCAGCCACUCACCCUUCCCAGCCUGGCUGCUCUAGGUGAUUUCUCAGGCCCUUGGGGGAGAGGGGGCUGUUGUGGCUGACCUGCGGCCAUGUCUGUAUGAGUUUUGUGUAGUAGAAUUUACUGACUGACCAAAGGAUAUCACUGUGAAUCGAAUGCAUUUCUGGAAAGAGCACAGCGAACUGUCUGCACACUGAGUUAAUAAAGCCUGGAUGGAAAGCAGGAUCUGGUUUUACUUUGGCCUUGGCAUGGAGGAGGGUAUCACAACUAUAAGGGGAAUCUGUCUGGUGCCCCGAGGCCGUUGUGCAUCUCCCUUAUUAUGGAGGAAAAAUCCACCUGUCUUUGCUUGAGGCUCCAGAGAUCUCCCAGUGUGGGAGUGUGUUGCUCCGGGGGAGGUGGGGGCAGGGAGUUGGCAAACCAUGGCUCAAGGGUCCAAAUCUGCCUGGUAUCUGUUUUUGUGUGUUUGGGAACUAAGAAUGGCCUUUACAUUUUUUAGAAGUUGUGAAAAAGAAAAAGAAUAUGUGAGACCCUGUGUAUGUGGCAUGCAGAGCCUGAAAUAUUUACUGUCUGGCCCUUCACACAAAAAGUUUCCCCUACUCUGGAGUAAUGGUCCUUAAGAACAUGCAUGAGGUUCGCCUGGAGGGCUUCUCAAAACGUGGAUUAUCGGGCCCCAUUCCUAGAAUUUCUAAUUAUGUGUGUCUGGGAUGGAGCCAAGUGAAUUUGUAUUUCUGGUAAUUUCCCAGUGAUGCUGAUGCUAUCAGUCUGGGGACCACUUUGAAGGACCACUGCUCUAAAGAGAAAGGGCCUCCUCCCUGAGGUCAGGAUACUGGCUGCAAUUUGAUUUUUCUCCCAUUUAAAAAAAUUAAAAUUCACGUGACAUAAAAUUCAUCCUAUUAAAGUGUACAAUUCAGUGGUUUUUAGCAUGCUCACAAUGUUGUGCAACUGUCGUUACUCUCUAAUUCCAGAAUAUUUUCAUUACCCCUGAAAGAGACUCUACUCAUUAGUAGUCACUCAUUACCUCAUCCCCCAGCCCCUUGCAACCCCUAAUUUAUCUUCUGUCUCUAUGGAUUUACCUAUUCUGGACAUUUCAUGUAGAUGGAAUCACACAGUAUGUGGCCUUCUGUGUCUGACUUUUUUCACUUAGCAUAAUAUUUUCAAAGUUCAUCUAUUCUGUAACAUGUACAAUUUAAUUUUGGCUGAUGUCUGAGCAGAAAAGUCUGUGUCUUGGAGCUGGCUUCCUUAGGACAGGAGAUCUGCCUUAAGCUUUGCUCAUUUCCGAAGGCAAAUAGGAAAAACAUUACCAGAGCUAGCCAGAGCUUGGAAGCAAUUCUGAACUGAUGUUCUCUCAAGAAUCCACAAUCUUCUCCUUUCUUUCCCAGCUCCUUAAGCCUCCUGGCAUUCCUCCUCUCUUCAUAGGCAAUUACUCUGUUGGAAAAGUCUGGAGUAGAUAGUGGUUGCAGUUCAGAGGCAGAUUAAAAAUAGUUCACUCAAACCGCAUCUCAGCUCUAUCUUGUAAGGCCUCUCUGCUUUCCUUGAAUUGGUUCCUGCGGGAUGUGGAAAGAAGUGAUUAGGGUGACUAAAAUGCCUUGGUGUGAGAAGUGCUAAUCCAGACUGAGCAGGGUGUAGUGUUUGUCCUGUCCAGUAGCUCAGUUCAAGCCCUCAGGUAAAGGGAGAAAAGAAAGUCAGGACAAAAUUCCCUUCUGUUUUCCAAAUUGAAACCAUUGGGGUUUCCUAAUGAUGAUGAUACCUGGCUUUUUUUUUUUUUAUUGGAGUAUAGUUGAUUUACAGUGUUGCAUUAGUUUCAGGUGUACAGCAAAGUGAAUCAGUUUUAGAUAUACAUAUAUCCACUCUUUUUUUAGGUUCUUUUCCCAUGUAGGCCAUUACAGAGUAUUGAGUAGAGUUCCCUGUGCUAUACAGCAGGUUCUUAUUAGUUAUCUAUUUUAUAUAUAGUAGUGUGUAUACGUCAACCCCAAUCUCCCAAUUUAUCCCUCCCCACCCCUUAUGCCCUGGUAACCAUAAAUUUGUUUUCUACAUCUGUGACUUGACUUCUGUUUUAUACCCUUCUGUUCAUUUGUACUCUUUUUAUUUUAGAUUCCACAUAUAAGCGAUGUCAUAUGGUAUUUUUUUUCUUUCUUUUUUUUUUUGAGUGGCUUGAACAAGAGACAUGUAUUUUCUCAUGUGCUAUAAGUCCAUCAUAAUCAAGGUUCCAGCAAAUCUGGUUUCUGGUGAGGGCUCUCUUCCUAGUUUUUGUCCCAGAAGUCACUGAGGUAUAGUAAAGUUCUUCAAUCUUUUCAUUUUUUUCUUUCUGUUCUUCAAAGUAAAUCAAUUUAA
Messenger RNA from Mesoplodon densirostris (Blainville's beaked whale), 4765 nucleotides. It is a transcript of the gene SFXN2, whose product is annotated as sideroflexin 2. The coding region runs from base 532 to 1500 and encodes 322 amino acids. Gene Ontology annotation, molecular function: monoatomic ion transmembrane transporter activity. Gene Ontology annotation, cellular component: mitochondrial inner membrane. NCBI's taxonomy places the organism in Eukaryota, Metazoa, Chordata, Mammalia, Artiodactyla, Ziphiidae. Gene Ontology annotation, biological process: serine import into mitochondrion; monoatomic ion transport. The record is from RefSeq and is a predicted model, not a curated record. The transcript is spliced from 15 exons.